AAGACAGAAGGGGGCGCGAGGUUUCAUUAUAGAUGGCUGUGAGCCACCAUGUGGUUGCUGGGAAUUGAACUCAGGACCUCUGGAAGAGCAGUCAGUACUCUUAACCACUGAGUCAUCUCUCCAGCCCCUAGCACUUACUUUCGCUUAGUUUAGUUUAGUUUUGUUUUUAAUUGCGUCCCUCCUAAAAAGCCAUUUAUGCUUCGCGCAGAUUUCUGGGAAAUGUAGUCCUUGCGUCUUUGACGUCACAAGAUGCCGUCCAGGAAAUCUCAUUCGGGUUUAGGUCUCCACAUGCGUCCCUUCCUGAAAGUUGGGCGAGAGUCUUGCCUGCUGCGCAUUCCUGUUGCGUCUCUGACUUGGAGGAAAUGCUCUCCUUCUGGGAUGUGGCCGUUGAUUUCUCUCCAGAAGAGAGGGAAUGUCUGGAGCCUGCUCAGUGGAAUCUGUACAGGGAUGUGAUGUUGGAGAAUUACAGCCACCUUGAAUUCCUGGGUCUUGCUGUCCCUAAGCCACACCUGGUGACAUUUCUGGAGCAAAGACCAGAGCCUUCAGAUGGGAAGAGACAAGCAGCAGCCACAGUGCAUCCAGGAACAAAACCCAAUGAUCACAGCAGUUACAACAAGGCCAUUGAUUGUAACUCACUACAGAUUCAAUGUCCGAGAAUUCAUACAAGGGAGAAACCCUACAAGUGUGAAAAAUGUGGUAAGGGCCUUAGUUCUUAUAAAACACUUUCUAUACAUCAGAGACUUCACACUGGAGAAAAACCCUACCCGUGUAAAGAAUGUCACAAGGCCUUCAAUACUCGCUCAUCCCUUUUUAUACACCAGAAAAGUCAUACUAAUGAGAAAUCCUACAAGUGUGAAGACUGUGGCAGAUCAUUUUAUUAUUCUUCAAUGCUUAAGCAACAUCAAAGAAUUCAUUUGAGAGACAGCCAACACAAGUGCAAAGAAUGUGGCAGGUGUUUUUUCUCAUUGUCAUGCCUUAGACAGCAUCAAGCAAGAUAUACUGGAAAGAAAUCAUACAAGUGUGAAGAGUGUGGCAAAUGCUUUUACUCCCCUUCAUCCCUUCGGCAACAUCAAGCAAUUCAUUCUGAAGACAGUCCCUAUAAGUGUGCAGCGUGUGGCAAAACUCUUUCCAGUUUUAAAUUACUACAAAAACAUCAGACAUUUCAUACUGGAAAGAAAUCGUUCAAGUGUGAGAAGUGUGCCAAAUGUUUUUACUCCCGUUCAUCCCUCCGGCGACAUCAAGCAAUUCAUUCUGAAGACAGUCCCUACAAGUGUGCAGCGUGUGGCAAAACUCUUUCCAGUUUUAAAUUCCUUCAAGAACAUCAGACAAUUCAUACUGGAAAGAAAUCAUACAAGUGUGAAGAGUGUGGCAAAUGUUUUUAUUUAUCCUCAUCCCUUCGGCGACAUAAAGCAAUCCAUUCUGAAGACAGUCCCUAUAAGUGUGCAGCGUGUGGCAAAACAUUCUCCAGUUUUACAUACUUUCAAGACCAUCAGACAAUUCAUACUGGAGAGAAAGCAUACAAGUGUGAAGAGUGUGGCAGAUGUUUCCACUUAUCUUCAUCCCUUCGGCGACAUCAAACAAUUCACUGUGAAGACAAUCUCAACAAGUGUGAGGACUGUGGUAGAAGGUUUAAGUCUUCUUUAUCCCUUCAACAACAUCAAACCAUCUAUUCAGCAGACAGUCCUUCUACCCGUGUACAUUGUGGCAAAUGCUUUUCCUAUUCUAGGGAUCUUCAGGGUCACCAAACAGUUCAUACUGGAGAGAAACCCUUCAAGUGUGAAGAAUGUCACAAGGCCUUUCAGUGUCCCUUAUCCCUUAGUAGACACAUGAGAGUUCAUACUGGAGAGAAACCCUACAAGUGUGAAGAAUGUCACCAAGCCUUUCUUUGUCCCUCAUCCCUUAGUAGACACAAGAGAGUUCACACUGGAGAGAAUCCCUACAAGUGUGAAGAAUGUCACAAAGCCUUUCGUUAUCACUCAUCCCUUAAGACACACAAGAGAGUUCAUACUGGAGAGAAACCCUACAAAUGUGAAGAAUGUCACAAAGCCUUUAAUUGUCCCUCAGCUUUUAGGACACACAAGAGAGUUCACACUGGAGAGAAACCCUACAAGUGUGAAGACUGUGGAAGGUGCUUUUCCUCAUCUUCAAACCUUAGACGACAUAAAAAAGGAAAAAUUCAUUCUGAAGAGACCCCAUAACAUUGUGAGAAAUUCUUAAUAUCCUUAUUCAACGUGAUAUAUUUAAGCCAGAGAGAAAUCCAACAAAUGUCUUUAAAAAUUUUCUUCCUCGGGGCUGAAGAGAUGGCUCAGAGGUUAAGAACACUGGCUGCUCUUCCAAAGGUCCUGAGUUCAAUU
Molecule: messenger RNA, 2354 nt
Organism: Arvicola amphibius (Eurasian water vole)
Lineage: Eukaryota; Metazoa; Chordata; Mammalia; Rodentia; Cricetidae
Product: zinc finger protein 58-like
Exons: 4
Coding region: 363-2198 (611 amino acids)
Biological process (GO): regulation of DNA-templated transcription
Source: RefSeq, a predicted model, not a curated record